CCAGUGCGGUGCCUAUGGCUAUGCAGCCGCAGCUCAGCUGCAGUGCAGUGCAGUGAAGUAGUCACGCAGAACGGGUACAACUCAGCUCCACUAACUAGUAAUCAAUUCAACGCUAUCCCUAGUAGGCCUAUACUAUAGCACUAGAUAUGGAAGGAGCAGGAGAAGUGGAGAGGGUGACAUUCCUGACAGAUAUAAUGGAAAUAGAGCGUCUAUCUAAGCGAUUGAAAGAAGGAUGGGAAGUCAGAUCACACACGGUUGGCACAGAUGCUGUCCCUUAUCUGAUAAAAAGGAACGUCAUGCGUCAGCUGCCGAUAUCACUUGAAGCUGCGGAUGGAGAUUCUCAUGGAAGUGGAUCAGAUGGAUCCAUAUUGUGCAAUGUCACAGAUUCAAGACAUGAUGCGUGCCAGCUGGAGGAACUCGAUGUUCCUGUGACAGGAGCACCAUCAGUUGAAGGGCACCGCAUUGAGAGUUGCCAAUUUGAGUAUCACAUCAUUCACAGUGCAAGCUACAAUGUUCCAGUUCUCUACUUUACAGCAUGCAAAUCAGAUGGAAAGCUGCUUACCUUGGAGGAGGUGUGGAGGCAAGUACCAGGGUCGUAUCAAGAGAGGUUGAGGCAUCAGAGAUGGACAUUUAUCACACAGCAGGAGCAUCCUCUACUCGGGAGGCCCUUCUUUCAGCUCCACCCUUGUCGAACAGCAGAUCUGAUGAAGUCUGUUGCACCCAUCAGUAAAGGGAACUAUGUGGUGACGUGGCUGAGUUCUGUCGGGCCUGUGGUGGGUCUAGAAUUACCUCUUGCUUUCGCCAAUCUCUGCCAAGCAAGGUGAGACAGCCUGCAGCUUUAUACACGUAAACCAUCGACAGCGAACACGUGGACCAACUUCUGGACCAACUGUGGCUCUAAGGUAGGUUUUCCAUGGUUCAGUUGUGGACCAUCUACUGCUGAAAUGAACAAAGUUCCGACCUGGUUCAGCUAAAAUUUGGACCAACGGGAACUGAAAGAUGGAUCAUCUACAUUUUGAAUAUGGAAUACCUACAGCUCCAGUGAAGACUGUGUUUAGGGCCAUCUUUAGCUGAAUUGUGGACCAUCUUCAGGACCAUCUGAAGUUGAAGUGUGAACUAUUUGCAGCU
Molecule: messenger RNA, 1128 nt
Organism: Strongylocentrotus purpuratus (purple sea urchin)
Lineage: Eukaryota; Metazoa; Echinodermata; Echinoidea; Camarodonta; Strongylocentrotidae
Product: ubiquitin-like-conjugating enzyme ATG10
Exons: 6
Coding region: 147-824 (225 amino acids)
Biological process (GO): macroautophagy; protein modification by small protein conjugation; protein lipidation
Cellular component (GO): intracellular anatomical structure
Molecular function (GO): Atg12 transferase activity
Source: RefSeq, a predicted model, not a curated record